AUGGUAAUGAUGAUGCGCUACGUGCUGUGUAUCCUCGCUCUCCUGCUCUCAUGUGCGUGUGUGCACGUCCUCGCUGAAGAAGUGCCUGCCGCCGAUCUUUCCGACCAAGUCCCUGAUACGGAGAGUGAGACUAAGAUUCUUCUUCAAGGUACUCCCGUCGCCGGACUUGUUGAAACUGCUCAGUGCGCUGAUGGUGUUACUACUGAUAAUUGUCCUUCUGGACAACAAGCUGCAACACAAAAUCCCCCAGAUACUCAGUGCAUCCCUGAAACUACCGGAGGUGGCACAUGUCCUCCCAAAAAACCUGAAGUUCCUCCUGCUAAAGUACUUGAGGUACCAAAAAAGGUGAUUCCUGAGGAAAAAGUACCUGUUCCUGCUCCCAAAAAACCGGAAGUUCACCUUGAGCAGACUACUUUUCGAGAUGAAAGUAACGGUCAUGGUGAAGGAGUUAACGAUGCUGGUCCGCGAGGUGAAGUUGGCGAUCCUGGUGCUGUUCAUCAGGUAGUAAAAGGUGAAGCUGAACAUUCUGUGGACCCAGGUCAUGGUGCUCAAGGAGGACAAGGUCCAGGAGCUGGUUUUGUUGGUGGUCCUUCUCCUACUCCACAGGAUAGUCCAACAGCUGCUUCUCCUGGCACUGGUGUCACUCCUGCAUCUCCUGUUGAUGGGAGUAGUGUGGCUGCAGCUGACGGUCAAAAUGGAAACAGCGACAGCAGUCCAACAGGAGAAACUACAUCUAACCAGGGAGGUGAAGCAGCAGCAGAAACUUCUACCUCUCCUACCAAUACUUCAGAGAUUGAGAAUGCUACUGAUGCUGCAUCGACUGAGAACAACACUCCUGCUGCAGGGAGUGAAUCAACAAAUAACCAAGAAGGUGAUGCAGAAAAUACAGAAACCACCACCACAACAACAACACUUCCUCCUGAACUCACAAACAACAAGAAGGGUGAUGCAGACAGCAGCAGCAGUAUCAGCAGUUCUGUGUGGGUGCGUGUACCACUACUGAUUGUGGUUACACUGGCCUGUAUUCUUGUGUGCUGA
This is a messenger RNA of Trypanosoma theileri, 1038 nucleotides long. RefSeq lists its product as uncharacterized. NCBI's taxonomy places the organism in Eukaryota, Euglenozoa, Kinetoplastea, Trypanosomatida, Trypanosomatidae. The record is from RefSeq and is a predicted model, not a curated record. The transcript has a single exon. Bases 1 to 1038 code for a protein of 345 amino acids.